Hipposideros armiger (great roundleaf bat) is the source of this 1453-nucleotide messenger RNA. It is a transcript of the gene CCDC34, whose product is annotated as coiled-coil domain containing 34. The transcript has 6 exons. NCBI's taxonomy places the organism in Eukaryota, Metazoa, Chordata, Mammalia, Chiroptera, Hipposideridae. The record is from RefSeq and is a predicted model, not a curated record. The coding region runs from base 39 to 1139 and encodes 366 amino acids.
CCCGCCGCCCCUUAGCCGGUUUGAACUUGGCGGGCCAGAUGUGGGCGGCGGGGCGGUGGAGGGCCUCUUCCCCCACUUCCGACACCCGGGUCCUGCCCGACUGCAGGGCCAGGUCUCGGCCCUCGUCGGGCUCCUUCUCCGCCCCCAUGGCGGACGCCCGAGGGCACGGGCUGGAGACCGUGGCCGGGUGCUCGCCAUCUCCGCCGCUGAGCUGCAGCAAUUCCACCCUGUCGCUGUUGUCUCCUCUCCGCCACCAAAGCUUCCCGUUUGACGAUGACGAUGGUGACGGGGAAGUUGAGGAAGACGUGGACGAAGAUGCCCGUGACUCAGAGGCCAAGGGGGCGAGCCUGAGAGGAAUGGAGGUACAGGGGUGCGCCAGUGUGGUUGAAUCCAAAGAUAACCAAGAAGAACAGAAACAGGUGCGUUUACCCGAAAGCAGCCUGACACCAUGGGAAGUGUGGUUUGUUGGCAAAGAAAAAGAAGAACGUGACCGUCUGCAGCAGAAAGCUGUAGAGGAAUUAAAUCAGCAGCUAGAAAAAAGAAAAGAAAUGGAAGAACGUGAGAAAAGAAAGAUAGUUGCUGAAGAAAAGCUCAAAGAAUGGGUUCAGAAAAAGAAUGAACAGCAAAGAAAAGAAAGGGAACAAAAAAUUAGUAAAGUAAUGGAGGAAAAAGCAGCAAAGGAACUGGCAAAAGAACAUUUGCAAGAAAAAGCAAAAGAAAAGUAUCAAGAAUGGUUAAAGAAAAAAAAUGCUGAAGAAUGUGAGAAGAAGAAGAAAGAAAAGGAAAAAGAAAAACAACGGCAAGCUGAAUUACAGGAGAAAAAGGAAAUAGCAGAGAAAAAGUUUAAGGACUGGUUGGAAAAUGCAAAAAAUAAACCUCGUCCAGCUGCAAAGAGCUAUGGUUAUGCCAAUGGAAAGCUUACAGGUUUUUACAGUGGAAAUUCUUAUCCAGAACCAGCCUUUUGUAAUCCAAUUCCCUGGAAACCAAUUUAUGUGCCCCCUUCCACGGAAGCUAAGGCUCUAACAGGAAAGAAGACUAAAAGGCCUGUGAUAAGUCAGCCACACAGGCCGUCAUCUCUGGUCAUUCAUAAAGCCGGAAGCAAUCUUUGCCUUGGAGCUCUGUGCAGAAUACAAAGAUAGCAGACGUGGAACAUUGCAUGCUUUUACCUGUAGCUAUUUAAUUUUAAAAUCAGAAAUUGUUUUCUCCUGCUCAGUCAAGUUGUUCAACAUUUGAUGUUGAGAUUGACAACUUCAGAUGUUUUGCAUUUACAUGUGGAGUCUUUGGAGUUAAUUAAGGAAGAUAUUUUAUGCAUUUUCUCUUAUAAAUUCUUCAAGGUUGAUCUUGGCAUGUUGUUUUGCAGGAUAAGUGACUGAAUAUCUAACAAUUGUGUUUGUAUUUAGCUUGUGUUAAAACCACUGUGAUACCAAUAAAACCAACAAUUUUUCUUGUGUUC